AUGCUCAGACGGUCGUGCCAGUUUGCCCUGCAAACUCGAAAGAGGUCCUCGCUGACGCUCCCUAAAACUGCCCCUAUCACCAGGAAAAGCCAGGACGAAAUCGAGAUCGCACAGGCACCAAAUAGAGUCGCUACAUGGUCACCUAGCCAAUCGUCUAAAGACCAUAUCAUUAAGACGAAUGUUCGCUUUGUUGGCAGGGACCUCACUAAACAGCCAAACCCGCAAGCAGCAAUUGACCUGAUUGCCCAACAGCCUAUUAGAUACAUACACAACAACAUUGCGGUCUGCAGCGGAACAGACAUCUUCCAGGGCCACCCGAAGGUCUACAUCAACCUCGACAAGGAUAUGCCUGGAACUUGUGGCUACUGCGGACUGCGCUAUGCCAGAGAGGAACUGAAGGAUAAGUUGUCCUAG
Messenger RNA from Ogataea angusta, 414 nucleotides. RefSeq lists its product as uncharacterized. Lineage: Eukaryota; Fungi; Ascomycota; Pichiomycetes; Pichiales; Pichiaceae. The transcript has a single exon. The coding region runs from base 1 to 414 and encodes 137 amino acids. Gene Ontology annotation, biological process: mitochondrial electron transport, NADH to ubiquinone. The record is from RefSeq and is a predicted model, not a curated record.